CAAUCACCUCAGUCACUCUCGAGGCGUCACGGGGGGAGGUUACGCGGCCUCUCUGUCGUCUCAUUCCACUCGUGUUAGCCCCGCGGUCCCUGUCAAACCACCAAACUGGCGCUCGAUAGGGAAAAGAUGAACUUCUCCUUCGCCGGCUGUGGGUUCCUCGGAAUCUACCAUGUCGGCGUGGCAGCGUGUCUCAAGAAAUACGCCCCAAAUUUACUGGUGAACAAAAUAUCGGGGGCGUCUGCGGGUGCUCUGGCGGCGGUGUGUCUACUGUGUGACUCCCCGCUAGGCACCAUCACCUCAUCAGUGCUCAAGACGGCGACGGAGGCGAGGAAGCACACACUGGGGCCCUUCAGUCCGACCUUCAACGUGGAGAAGCUGCUACGAGAGGGACUUCUAAGUGUGUUGCCAGAUGACGCGCACCGAAUUGUAAGCGGGAAACUGUUCAUCUCUGUGACGCGAGUGAGUGACGGCAAGAACAUCCUACUCUCACAGUUCAACACCCGCGAGGAGCUGAUCCAGGCUAUUCUGUGCUCGGCGUUCAUUCCGGGGUUCAGUGGGUGGGCGCCGGUAACCUUCCGCGGGGUUCGCUACGCUGAUGGAGGCUUUAGCGAUAACCUGCCUUGUCUGGACCCCCACACUGUCACCGUCAGCCCCUUCUGCGGGGAGAGCGACAUCUGCCCCAGGGAUUCCUCAGGCCCUCCCGUGCUGCAGGGGCUGCUCUGUUCUGCCUUCAUCCCUGGCUUCAGCGGGUGGGCGUGUCCGAGGGUGCGUGGGGUGCGGUACGUGGAUGGCGGGUUUACCAAUAACUUGCCGGAGGUGGACCAUGGCACCGUUACCGUCAGCCCCUUCUGCGGAGAGAGCGACAUCUGCCCCAAGGAUACCACCACGGGGCUCGUCACGGUGAAUCUGGCGAACACGAGUAUUGAGUUAAGUAAAGAGAAUCUGUACCGUUUCGCGCGCAUUCUCUUCCCGCCGCCCCCCGAGGUGUUGAGUAAGAUGUGCCAGCAAGGGUUCAACGAUGCCCUUGACUUCCUGCAGAGAAACAACCUUAUUAAUUGUACCAGGUGUCUCGCGGUGCAGUCCAGCUUCAAUUUGACCGAAUCACGUGAGGAGGCGCGGGAGUUGGUGCGGGUUGACCACUUCCACGGCCCAGACGACAACUGUAUUGACUGUAAGCAGCAACGCAAGGAGGCGAUCCUGGACCAGCUCCCUGAGGCGGUGGGGUCCAUCCUGCAGGACGCGAUCACUUCAGCCAACGAGGGUCUCAUGAAUUGGGUCUUUAAGCACAAGUCCAUGAAGCUGCUGUCUGUCCUCACCCUCCCCUACGUGCUGCCCAUGGACAUCGCCUACUCCGCCUUCCUCAGGUUCAUGGCCACUGCACCCACCAGUAAGGACCUGCAGAGUCUGGCCCAGCAGGUGAUCACUCUUGUCAAGGCCCUGCUCAGGAUGUCAACCAGGAGCUCUCUGCACCACCACCACCGCCACCUUGACACUAAGUUCUCCUGUCAGCUGGCCAUCACACAGUUUUCAGGUGAUGUGGAGAUGCAACACAUUCAGAACCGCCAGAACUUUGACUUCACUCUGGAUCUUGACACAAUGGAGGGGGUACCACAGAGCCACAAGGACGCCAUGCUGCUGGAGUCACAGGCGUUGGCGGAGGUGGCCUUGCGCUGUGCCUCUCGCUCUGUGUCACGUGCUGGGUCCCGCAUGGCCUCCCGCGUGCAAUCCAGGGCUCCAUCCAGGGCACCAUCCAGAGCUGUGUCCCGUGCUGUGUCCCGCCGGCCGUCCUUCAGUGAGGAGGUGGACACGGAGGACAGCAUGAGUUCCCCAGCAGCGCCACUCGGGGAGGACGCCUUUGAGAGGAUCCUGGAUGUCACCACACACCAGGAGGCUCUUAUGGCUUACUACUACCUAGAUGAUAACAAUGAGGUGAGAGUGACGGAGAUCUUCGACAUGACCAAUGCAGAUGAGGAGUUGGAUGUCUCGGGUGACGCAGGGCACUACCUCACCUCCUCCUCCCCCCACUGGGCCUCCGUGCACCCCCACCAGCGAUUCACCUCCCUUGGUUCAGAGGAGGAGCUGGAGGAUGAGAGGCCAGCGGGUGACGGGUGUGAGAUGUCCCCCCUCACACCCUCCGACACAGAGUCUGAGUAUUGCCGCAGCAGGCACGACCACAACAACCCAGAAUCAGAGCAGAUGUUUGGCACUGCGGGACUUGUCUGAACCACCACCCACCACCACCACCACCACUACCACCAGUACCAGACAGCACAGAGCCAAGAGUGAUGUGGUGUUUGUGGUGUGUGUGCCGAGCCAGCAGUGUUGUUACGCAGCUUCUGACGGCAAAACAAAAGAUUAUAUUUCAAAACACUACUAUUUUCAUGAGUCUUUCGAAGCAACACAAGUUAUUAUAGUUGUUUUCAUGGCUUCACUGACAGAUUAACAAGAUUUCCACAUUAUCAACAGGAGAAACACUCUUGAGAACACAGCUAGUCAUGUUUGUUGCCUUUGAAGAUAGUGGUGGUGAGAGCAGAGUGUUUCGUAGGGGAAGGUGUUGUGGUGAUGUUUCUGGCCAGUAUUGCUGCAGUGAGGUGGCCAGCAGCAGUGUAUCUCAGUGUUGCAGUGCUCCUGUGGCUGUGCGAUGCUGUGUUGUGUCUUCCUUGUGCUGCCUGAGUUGUGUGAAGUGUUCUUGUCUUCCGUUUUUUGUGUUUGUGUUGUGGGGUGAAGAGGUGUGUGUUUCGCUUUCUCAGGCUGCUUCCAGUAUUUUGUCUUUCCUUGUGUUGUGUGAGUGAGCUGUUAUGUUGCAUUGAUUUCCUUGUGUUGUGUGAGUGAGGUGUUGGUGUCUGUGCCUCCUGCUGUGCUGUGUUCCAUGCGUCGAGCUUCCUGUGUGUUGCUGUGCUGUAGGACGGACAGCCUGCACUGACAGCAGGUUACAGCAUUAAUACACAUCCAUGCUUUACGUACGUGAAUGGCGGGCAUACAUUGUAACCAAGGGCAUUGUGUAUUACCUGUAUCGUGUGAGGUGUACCUUUUUGUAACGAAUUAUUUGCAUUUUUGUAGCACUAAGGCAAUCUUGUCAUAUUUAAAAGCAUUAUUUUUUUGUUUAGAUUUACACAUUCUGUAGAGAGAGAGUCUGUGUGUGUGUGUGUGAUUGUAUGUGCAGGAUCUCAGCCCAGUGUAUCAACAGACUGUUAUUAUGUGCAUCUAUUAUACAGUACAGCCCUUUAAUUAAUGUGACUGUUUAAGGGAGAUAGUCAGUUGCUUGUAUAGUUAGUUAGCACCUUGUAUCUGCUGUGGUGUCAGGACUGGAGGAGGUGCAGGGCAGGGAACAGUGUCAUUGUGAAAGGGCCGGGGUGAACCAGUGUGUGCUGUGGGGCCUUGCUGUGGUGGCAGGUCUGGAGGAGGUGCUGGGUAGGGAACAGUGUCAUUGUGAAGGGGCCGGGGUGAACCAGUGUGUGCUGUGGGGCCUUGCUGUGGGUGUGUGGCCAGCUGUGGUGUGGCUGAGCUCCUGAGGGGUAGUGGGAUGAUUCAUGACUGUCCCUUCCCACUGUGGGCUGAUGGGACUAAGAGUGUGUGUGUGUGUGUGUGUUGUUUUGUCUGGGUGGCCUUGUGUGGGACUUCCUGCCUGGUAUAUAGUAAACUUGUAAUAUAAUCACUAAAUAUUUAAGGGGGAAAGAGUUAAUUCUAAUCUUCUAUGUCAAACUGGAGAGGGACACACAAAGAGUACAAUUAUUAACACCUUUAGUACCAUGACGCAUGUCCAUAUUCAUUUUUGCUUACUAUUUGGUGGUUUUAGACAGCUCUAGAAACCCAUGUGGGGGAUUGAAAUAGUGAAGACUUUUGUUAAUCUUCUGACCUCCAUAGACUCUUCCUAACGUCAAUAAAAUGGUCUAAUCGUACACAAAUCUCAAAUUAAAAAUGUGUCCCAAUACUGAAGGGGUUAAUGGCUUUGUGUAUAGAGAUUCCAUAGCUAUAUGAGAUUACCUAAGUGAUUGGUGUUGUGUAGGGGUGACAGGUGUGGUAGCUGUGUUAGGUUAGGCUCCCUGUGUGUUAGGAGACAGGGUUCGUGUUGAGGAGAGGUGAUGUGUUACUGGGGUGUCAUAUAUGUGUGUGUGAUGGACAGCAGUGUGUAAAGCGAGAAUUAAUUUUGUGAUUUCUUGUAAGUUUAAUGAAAUAUAAACUUUCACAAGGAAUGAAUAGAUUAGAGGAAUAUGUUUUGUUGUUUGUAGCAAUGAUGAAUUUCUUCUGAGCAUCAAGAAAGAAAGAGAUUAGAGGAAGAGAUUUAGCAGUUUGUAGGAAGUUUGGUGUUUGUAGGUGGCUGUAGUAGAAGUGUUGCAGAUUUGUUAGUGAUUAAAGAUGUGUUGUAUAGUGAUAGAAGAAGUGUAGUGAUUAGAUGGUGAAAUGCUUGACUGUCACUAUUACUAUCACUGUCACCAUCACUGCUAGUCUUAAUGAGUUGUGGAGUGUGGUGUCUUGCAUCCUGGCACUGAAAUUUAUGAAACAUUUACCUCAUGUAUGGGCAUUGUGUGUUUGUGUAUGUGUGUGUGUGUGAGACAUUGAGCUAAUUAAUUCUGUCACUAUGUAGGAUGAAGUGAUGCAUUCCAGUAGUUAUGUUAUGAAGAGAAGAACCAUUACCUCAUGUGUGGGAACUGUGUGUGUGUUGUGGUGUUACUAUUGACAGCUUCCCUUACCCUGCCACUGUAAGGUAAGAGUGAAGUGCCUCAUUCCAUUAGUUAUAUGAUGAACAAAACUAUUACCUCAUGUGUGGGAAAUUAUAUUAUGUGUAUUAGUGUGCUUUGUUGAGUCACAGUGUAUGCAAGGUGGGGUGCUGAGUGGUGCGUGUGUGUGUGUGUGUGUGUGUGUGUGUGUGUGUGUGUGUGUGUGUGUGUGUGUGUGUGUGUGUGUGUGUUUCAGCAAUUAAGGAACCAAUCUGAGUGUACAAAUUUCAAGACCAACUAGUGUAAUUCAUUGUUCCAAAAAUCUGUUUUUUUUAUUUCAAUCUUUUCAAAUAAUCAACACAGUGAAGGAUCGGAAGUGAAAGUAAUGAACUGCAUGAAUUAAAACACAAACUCACCUAACCUAACCCUAUGAAGUCAACAAAUACUAAUGUUAUUUCAAUUAUAUCAUGAUUUUCUCUCUCUCUCUCUCUCUUUGUAUAGAAGUAUGUUAUCCUCCAGCCUGUUAGUGCCUUGUGUGUGUGUGUGUGUGUGUGUGUGUGUGUGUAAUUCACCUCACCUUGAUUGUCUGCUGGUCACCCAGUGUGUGCGUGUGUGUGUGUGUUGACAUAUCUCUAUUUAUUCCAUUAAGUCUUUCAGUACCAGACAAUCACACUUUCCUGAACCAAAGCAUUACUGUCUGUGAUUGUGUCAGGCUGAGGUGAACCAUCAACUGUACACACCAAACCCAGUCCAGCUCCCUCACUGCUCCAUGCUGGGUACCCUGUGUAUUUACCUAUUUGUGUAUUGCAGGGCCCAAGCUAAGCUCUCUGUCCUGCCUCCUUGGCCACUCCUGUCAUAUCUCUCUUUCAUCUGAUUGACAUACACUGCGUCAACGACAUCACUGCUCAGUUUAUUCCACUUAUCAAUGCUACGAUGGGAAACUGUACUUUCUCACGUCAUUUAGACAG
Molecule: messenger RNA, 5626 nt
Organism: Portunus trituberculatus (swimming crab)
Lineage: Eukaryota; Metazoa; Arthropoda; Malacostraca; Decapoda; Portunidae
Gene: bmm
Product: patatin-like phospholipase domain-containing protein 2
Exons: 14
Coding region: 127-2223 (698 amino acids)
Biological process (GO): lipid homeostasis; triglyceride catabolic process
Cellular component (GO): membrane; lipid droplet; cytoplasm
Molecular function (GO): triacylglycerol lipase activity
Source: RefSeq, a predicted model, not a curated record